Molecule: messenger RNA, 1719 nt
Organism: Recurvomyces mirabilis
Lineage: Eukaryota; Fungi; Ascomycota; Dothideomycetes; Mycosphaerellales; Teratosphaeriaceae
Exons: 5
Coding region: 1-1719 (572 amino acids)
Biological process (GO): carbohydrate transport; transmembrane transport
Cellular component (GO): membrane
Molecular function (GO): carbohydrate:proton symporter activity
Source: RefSeq, a predicted model, not a curated record
AUGCAUCACAUCAGCAUACCAAUGUUGCCCAUGCAGGCGGCGUCUACCACUCCGUUGGUGUACUCGACUUCGGCUUCUGCGGUAGCUACGAUUAGCCAAGAUCGACAAGACGCAGAUUUCGUACUUCUGUUGCAGUUGACAUUCUUAACAGCACAGAGGGUGACUAUGGGCUGGCUCAAUCGCUACAAGCCCGCAGGCUACACAAUCGCCUCCCUUGCCAUCUCAAUGGGCGGCUUUCUCAACGGCUAUGACACAGGCUCCAUCGGCGCCGUAGUCACAAUGCCACAAUUCCGCGCAACAGUUGGCGACAUCUCCCCGUCAGUCACUGGUCUAACAGUCUCGGCCGUCAUGUUCGCGGGCGCCAUCCCUUCUUCCCUCGCCGGACCGCCAGCAGAUAAGUACGGUCGAAUGCCCGUCGUUGCGUUUGGUGCUGCUCUGUUUGCGAUCGGGAGCGUGCUGCAAGCUUCGGCGUUGAAUUUGGCACAAUUUAUUGUCGGUCGAAUCUUUGCUGGAGCUGGGGAGGGGGUGUUCCUGGGAGUGCUCAAUGUCUACAUCUGCGAGAUUGCUCCUAGCAGCCGUCGAGGUACCCUUGCCUCACUACCACAGCUUUUCUCGGUCUUGGGAAUCUGUAUAGGCUACUUCAUUUGCUACGGUACUGUGCGGCUCGACUCUUCCAUGGCCUGGCGUAUCUCCUUCAUCAUAAUGGCCAUUGUCUCGACAGGGCUUACAAUAGCCUGCUUCUUCCUUCCUCCAUCGCCUCGAAUCCUCAUUCUCCAUGGCCGACGAGACGAAGCCAUCAAAGCAAUAGAGCAGCUAGGGAUUCAACAAGCCGAAGCAGAAAAAGACAUCCUGCGGGUUCGAGACGAAGAUCUGGCCAUGACACGAAUCACCUUCUGGCAAUCCUUCACCACAAUCUGGAAACGCCAAUACCGAUCCCGCACAAUUCUCGCCCUGUUCAUACUCGGUAUGGUCCAACUCUGCGGUAUCGAUGGCAUCCUUUACUACGCACCCACUCUCUUCGCCCGCGCCGGCCUUCCGGAACAGACUGCCGGAUUCCUCGCUUCCGGGUUGUCAAGCAUCCUAAUAAUCGUCGUAUCCAUCCCUGCUGCCAUGCUGGCAGAUAAAUGGGGUCGUCGGACCUCCAUCAUCGUCGGUGGGAUCUUGCUCUCCGGGUUGAUGUUCUUGAUGGGAGCGAUGUAUGCUGCUCGCGCUGUCCAUGUCACGGGAGCAGGACGAUGGGUAGUAAUUGUAUCCAUCUUCCUCUUCGCAAUGACCUACUCGGCUACUUGGGCAUUCGUUGGCAAGAUCUAUGCGUCUGAGAUUCAGCCGAGUCAUACGCGGGCUGCGUCAAAUUCGGUGGCGCAGGGGUUGGGUUAUUUCACAAACGGCCUCGUAGCCCUCAUAACGCCAAUCCUCCUCGCCAAAUCAGCAUUCGGCGCCUACUUCCUCUUCGGUGGCCUUAGCCUUGGAACCCUGAUCGUGCUAGCUUGCUACAUGCCUGAGACUCGAGGCGAGCCACUUGAGACUAUACAAGAAGUGUUCUCCAAGCCUUUACGUGUUCAUGGACUCGAUAGGCUACGGUCAAGGAAAGGUGCGAGGGGCGCCUCAGCACUGACCACGACGUCUGGAGUAGAUUUGGGUGAUGAGAUCGAGCUUGGCAGUCAUGAGGUGCAGUUGGUACGAUCAGGCUGGUGUAAAUCACGGCGACAGCGCCACUAG